UCUAUUGGUCCCUUUCCUUCCUUCCUUCCUUUCCUUCCUUCUUUCCUUCCCUCCCUCCUCUAUUUCUCCCUUCCCUUCUUUCCUCCGUGGCCGCUCUGCUGCCGAGCCCGGGGAGCGCGCCACAGAAAGGGAAGGAAGGCGGCGGGCGGGGGCUGCGGGCCGAGCCUUCCCCCGGCAGAGGUCGCGGAGAGGACGGCGACGCUGCCAGCACGCAGACGCCGAGCGGGGCCGGCUCCUCCCCGCCAGUUACGGGGGUCUCGCCAUGAACCGGGCCCGGCGGGCCGCCGCGUCUCCUGCACCGGCGGCUGCAGAAGCCCCGGCCGGCUCGGAGGCUCCGGGCAUCCCUGGGAGAAGCCGCGGCUGCCUCUUCCCCGCAAAAGCUCGGCCUCCCGCGACUCGGGUGAUCGGAGCAGGUUCCACUGUGUGGGAGUUAUAUUUUUUCUCCUGGGCUUAGGAACUCUACUUCCUUGGAAUUUUUUCAUCACAGCCAUUCCGUAUUUCGAGACCAGGCUGACGGGGAAUUGCUCUGCCAGAUGGAAAUCAGGCAGCCUCGAACCCCCAGCCGGUGAGAACCAAACAGCUGAGAAUCAGACAGCCUUGAACCCUCAGCCGGUGUCCGCCUGCGAAGACGAAUUCAGCUUCAGUAACUGGCUGACCCUCCUUUCUCAGUUGCCCUUGCUACUUUUCACUUUUCUGAACUCCGUCCUCUACCGGUGCAUUUCGGACAAAGUGCGCAUUUUGGGCAGCCUGAUUGGGAUCUUGUUCCUCUUCGCCCUGACCGCCAUCCUGGUUAAGGUGAUGAUGUCACCCCAGAGUUUCUUCUCCAUCACCAUGGCAAGCGUUUGGUUCAUUAACUCCUUCUGUGCCAUCCUGCAAGGGAGUCUAUUCGGACUGGUGGGGUCUUUCCCGCAACGAUACAGCACCCUGUUCCUCAGCGGUCAAGGAAUGGCAGGAACGUUUGCCGCCAUAGCCAUGUUGCUUUCCAUGGCCAGUGGCUUGGACCCCCUGUCAUCCGCCCUGAUCUAUUUUAUCACCCCCUGCGUUGGGACUUUACUUUCUAUUGCCUGUUAUAUCUUGCUGCCCCACCAGACCUUCACUCGUUACUAUCUGGACAAGAGACCCCCAGAAGAUUCGGGAUGUGAACUGGAGACCAAGGCAGGUCUCCUUUCGCCAGAAAACGGCUCCGCUCUUGUGGCAGACAGUUCCAAAGGAGGACCGCUCACCGUGAAGAACGGGAACGCCGUGAUCGUGGAGAAGGAUGGCUCAGCUUGCCCGCCAGAAAUCAUGAACGGGGGGAGUGGGGUGGUUGCCCCCAACCCCUCCCUUUUCAGUGUGCUCAAGAAGAUAUGGCUACUGGCCCUCUCCAUCGUUAUGGACUUCUCCAUUACCCUCUCGGUGUUUCCGGCUAUUACCACGAGAAUUGCCAGCUCCUCUCGGGACCAGUCUUGGCAGGAUUUCUUCACUCCCGUUUGCUGCUUCCUUCUCUUCAACGUCAUGGAUUGGUUGGGCCGGAGUUCGACUUCCUACUUCCUCUGGCCGCAGAAGCACCUUCGGCUCCUUCCCGCCGCAGUGGGCCUGCGAGUUUUCCUCGUCCCCAUGUUCCUUUUCUGCAACAUCCCGGGACAGAGCAAGUGGCCUGUGCUUUUCCAGCACGACGCCUGGUUUGUGGUCCUGAUGGUGGUUUUUUCUCUCUCCAACGGCUACUUCGUCUCCCUCACCAUGUGCCUGGCUCCCAAGCAGGUCCAGCCCGAAGAGAGCGAGCUGGCGGGAGCCAUUAUGACAUUUUUCCUGGCAUUGGGACUGUCCUGUGGGGCAGCCCUUUCCUUCCUCCUCAAGUUGCUCCUUUGAUGCCCUCACUCCCUUCUGCCACUCCGACACCUGGCAACAGCAUAAAGGUUGCGAAGAUUUUUUUCCUCCGUGUCUCUUGAAGGCUUCGAGGGCGACUUUCCUCCGAGCCUCCUCCACGUGGCAGCUACGAAACCUCCCUUCGUGAUGAGGAAGGAUCGGAUUGAUUAUUGGGCCAUAACCCUUCCUCCAAGGUUCUUCUCCUCCCCCACUUCUUUAAUAUAUAAAUAUAUUAUAUAUAUAUAAAUAUAUAUAUAUAGAUAUAUUUGUUUUCUGAGGUUUUUGCGGGGGUUUGUAUGUAGGUUUUUGGUCAUUCGAGUUUUCUCCCGCGUAAAAUUGGAAGUGUCUUGGCGACGUUUCGACGAAGUCUCAUUCGUCAUCUUCA
This is a messenger RNA of Ahaetulla prasina, 2230 nucleotides long. RefSeq names its product solute carrier family 29 member 2 (gene SLC29A2). Gene Ontology annotation, cellular component: basolateral plasma membrane; plasma membrane. Gene Ontology annotation, molecular function: nucleoside transmembrane transporter activity. Lineage: Eukaryota; Metazoa; Chordata; Lepidosauria; Squamata; Colubridae. The transcript is spliced from 12 exons. The record is from RefSeq and is a predicted model, not a curated record. The coding region runs from base 799 to 1848 and encodes 349 amino acids. Gene Ontology annotation, biological process: guanine transport; uridine transmembrane transport; nucleoside transmembrane transport.